Coffea eugenioides is the source of this 1305-nucleotide messenger RNA. RefSeq names its product aspartyl protease UND-like. The transcript has a single exon. Gene Ontology annotation, molecular function: aspartic-type endopeptidase activity. The coding region runs from base 1 to 1305 and encodes 434 amino acids. NCBI's taxonomy places the organism in Eukaryota, Viridiplantae, Streptophyta, Magnoliopsida, Gentianales, Rubiaceae. Gene Ontology annotation, biological process: proteolysis. The record is from RefSeq and is a predicted model, not a curated record. Gene Ontology annotation, cellular component: extracellular region.
AUGGUUCAUUACAAUUCUGUUGAGUCUCCCUAUUUCGAUCCAAAUGCCGCCAACAGGGACUUGGAAAUCUCAUUAGCACGUUUGGAUCAUUUGAGAGGGCACGUGGAGGGAGAUUUUAAUGAUAGUAAAGUUCGAACCGAGAUAAUCUCACGUCCACUUAUACCUGUGUUUCUAGUGUAUUUGCAGGUGGGUGAACCGCCCCAGGAACAAGCUGUUGCUAUGGACACUGGCAGCUCAUUGUUUUGGGUCCACUGCGUACCAAAUCAUGGGGAGGUUCACCCUAUAUACAAAAUAUAUAAUCCUGCAAAUUCUAAAAGUUAUGCAGAGGAGUUAAUUUGUAGCCAGUACUGUGAUGAGGCUGCUUUUGUUAACUGCGUUCAACUUGCCAAUCGUUGCUAUUAUUAUACGAAAUACUUGGCAGGUGAUACUAGAGGGUUCUUGGGACGCGAUAGCAUAGUUUUCAAGCCAUUUUACGAUAACCAAUCCACCAUUGAUAAUGGUGUAUUUGGAUGCGCCCGCAAAUCUUCAGAUUUUCUAGGUAAAUACAAUGGAGUUCUAGGACUUGGUACGUUUAAAGUUUCAUUAGUUUCACAAGUGGGUGCCAGGAAACUAGGUCCUAGAAAAUUUUCCUAUUGUAUCGGAAAUUUGAGUGAUCCAUUUUACAAGGAUAAUGUAUUAUUCAUUGGAGAAAACAUUAAGUUUGAUGGCCAAACAGCACCUCUUUACCUUGAGGGAGGCCAUUAUGCUGUAAACCUAGAAGGCAUUAGUUUUGGAGGGAGAUUACUUGAUAUUGACAAGAAACUAUUAUGGAGAAGUGAUGCGACUCACACAGGUGGUGCAAUUAUUGAUUCAGGUUCAAGCGUGAGUUUUCUUCAAUCGAUAGCUUACUAUAAACUUGAAGAAACAAUUCUUGAUUUCAUAGGAGACAAGAUGGAGAGAUCAGACGACAUCUCCUCGGAAGGUGUUCUGAGGCUUUGCUUUAAGGGAAAUUUGUAUAGGGACUUCCAGGAUUUUCCCUUGGUUACUUUCCAUUUUGAGAAUGAGGCUACAUUGAAUCUAGGUGUUGAAAGCCUUUUCACGCUUCUACAACCAAAUUUAACAUGUUUGAAUGUGGUGGAUGCUUAUCUGAAGGAUCUUGAUCACAGCCUUCUUGGUGUUCGUCUCCAACAAUAUCAUUAUGUGUCAUUUGAUGUUCAGAACAAACAAGUUGGUUUUAGGAGGAUGGAUUGUAGAGCUUUGAGGCAUAUUUGCCUGAUAUGUGGGGGUGAGGAAAUUUCUUUGCGGAAGGAUGAAAUGCUUAUGUGA